Molecule: messenger RNA, 354 nt
Organism: Cylicostephanus goldi
Lineage: Eukaryota; Metazoa; Nematoda; Chromadorea; Rhabditida; Strongylidae
Source: the annotation of a GenBank genome assembly
AUGAAUGCUGUGGCUGGAGAGAAUGUGUUACAAUCGUGCCUGUCCAGGAAAGGUAAACCUCCACCAAGACUUGGAUGGGCUUUAAGCUAUGACGCUGAAUGCCGAAAUAUUUCGGCAUGGCUCGGUGAAACCCGUGUGAAGUUUUCUCACCUGUUCAAAAACACGAUAGCGACACAGGAGUCUCUACAAGCAGAGAUCGAAGAGGAGAUUCAAAAGGACGGCCACGGUUAUAUAGUUUCUAGUAAUAUCAGACCUUUCUCACUGAGACUAUGGCUUACCACUGAUGGAUGUUCUCACUCUAAUUCUAAUCUCAAUGUGGCCCCGAUAAGCCCUUUGCUGCUCCCACUGGCGUAG